This is a messenger RNA of Diatraea saccharalis (sugarcane borer), 2285 nucleotides long. The record is from the annotation of a GenBank genome assembly. Lineage: Eukaryota; Metazoa; Arthropoda; Insecta; Lepidoptera; Crambidae.
GUAGUGUUUAUUCGAUAUCAGUUUUCCGAAAUAUCGUGGCAUCCCUAGGUAUGUAAGCGAAACGUCAAAGUUAGUCGAUUCCGAAUCCCUUACUCGUUUUUAACGUUUUACGUGUUUCUCAAGCAUAUUUCGCAAAUAUACAUUUUCACCAUAUACUUAAAUAUCAGUUACAGAACCUAAAAACUUCAACAUGGAAGGCAAAACAACAAAAAUGCCCAAGGUGGCUAAAGUAAAAAAUAAAGCUCCAGCUGAAAUUCAAAUCACAGCUGAACAACUGCUUAGGGAAGCCAAAGAAAGAGAUCUUGAAAUAUUACCACCACCUCCUAAACAGAAAAUCUCUGAUCCGGAAGAACUCAGAGAUUAUCAACAUCGGAAGAGAAAAGCUUUUGAAGAUAAUAUCCGGAAGAACAGAAUGGUAAUUGGAAAUUGGCUUAAGUAUGCCCAGUGGGAAGAAUCACAAAAACAAGUACAAAGAGCUCGAUCUAUUUAUGAAAGAGCACUGGAUGUUGACCACAGAAAUGUCACCCUUUGGUUAAAAUAUACUGAAAUGGAAAUGAGGAAUAGACAGGUGAACCAUGCUCGUAAUUUAUGGGAUAGAGCAGUAACCAUACUACCCAGAGUUUCUCAAUUCUGGUAUAAAUAUACCUAUAUGGAAGAAAUGUUAGAAAAUGUAGCAGGAGCUAGACAAGUUUUUGAGCGCUGGAUGGAGUGGCAGCCAGAUGAACAAGCUUGGCAGACUUAUAUAAAUUUUGAAUUAAGAUACAAAGAAUUAGAUAGAGCUAGACAAAUAUAUGAAAGGUUUGUCAUGGUACAUCCUGAUGUCAAAAAUUGGAUUAAAUAUGCAAAAUUUGAAGAGAAUCAUGGGUUCAUCAAUGGCUCCAGAAAGGUGUAUGAAAGAGCUGUUGAAUUUUUUGGAGAUGAAGAACUUGAUGAAAGGCUUUUUAUAGCUUUUGCAAAAUUUGAAGAAAAUCAAAAAGAACAUGACCGUGCUAGAGUUAUUUAUAAGUAUGCCUUAGAUCAUAUUCCUAAAGACAGAAACAAAGAGUUGUACAAAGCCUACACAAUACAUGAAAAGAAGUAUGGUGAUCGGUCUGGCAUUGAAGAUGUCAUAGUCAACAAACGCAAGUACAUGUAUGAACAAGAAGUUAUAGAGAACCCUACAAAUUAUGAUGCCUGGUUUGAUUAUAUCAGACUAGUAGAAAACGAGGGUAAUUUAGACGAUAUCAGAGACACUUAUGAAAGAGCCAUAGCAAAUGUACCACCCUCUAAAGACAAACAAUUCUGGAGGAGGUAUAUUUACUUGUGGAUCAACUAUGCUCUAUAUGAAGAAUUGGAAGCGGAAGACAUUGAACGCACACGGCAAGUUUAUAGAACAUGUUUAGAGUUAAUACCACAUAAAAUAUUCACAUUCUCUAAAAUAUGGCUUAUGUAUGCACAGUUUGAAGUAAGAUGUAAAGACUUAAAACAAGCAAGGAAGACUUUAGGAUUGGCACUAGGCAUGUGCCCAAAAGAUAAACUUUAUAGAGGUUACAUAGAUUUAGAAAUUCAACUCAGAGAAUUUGACAGAUGCAGAAUACUAUAUCAAAAGUUCCUAGAGUAUGGCCCUGAAAAUUGUAUUACUUGGAUAAAAUUUGGUGAACUUGAAACAUUAUUAGGAGAUAUUGAUAGGGCAAGAGCAAUUUAUGAAAUAGCUGUAAAUCAACCAAGAUUGGAUAUGCCUGAAUUGCUCUGGAAAAGUUAUAUAGACUUUGAAGUAUCACAAGGGGAAACUGAGAAAGCUAGACAACUUUAUGAAAGGUUGCUGGAAAGAACAGUGCAUGUAAAAGUAUGGCUUUCCUAUGCAAAAUUUGAACUGAAUGCUGAAAAUCCUGACAAUAUAAAUGUUGAAUUAGCCAGACGUGUAUAUGAGCGGGCCAAUGACAACCUCAGAAAUGCAGGUGAAAAAGAAUCAAGAGUUCUUCUACUUGAGGCUUGGAAAGACUUUGAAACUGGAAUUGGUGAUGAAAUGCAACUUGAAAAGGUAUUAGCUAAGAUGCCAAGAAGAGUUAAAAAGAGGCAGAAAAUAGUAAGCGACGAAGGUAUAGAAGAAGGUUGGGAAGAAGUCUUUGAUUACAUAUUUCCAGAAGAUGAAAUGGUUAGACCAAAUCUCAAAUUACUGGCAAGAGCAAAACAAUGGAGAAAACAACAAGAAACAUCUGAAACAGAUGAAGAUUCAAUUGAAACAAAUGAAAAAUAAAGUUUUACAUUAAUGAUCUAAUAAAAUAAACAUAAUAAACAUAUUUUGU